This is a messenger RNA of Arabidopsis arenosa, 897 nucleotides long. The record is from the annotation of a GenBank genome assembly. NCBI's taxonomy places the organism in Eukaryota, Viridiplantae, Streptophyta, Magnoliopsida, Brassicales, Brassicaceae.
GUCCUUGUAAGAUUUGUUUUCUAGCUUUUAGGGUUUGGUUUCAGAGGCACGAACGAAGAUCAAAUCAAGAGGGUCGAUAUAGGAAGUUUUGAAAGGGAUGGAUGGUAGAAGUAAUGGAGAUCAUCUAGGAUAUAUUUUCCGCAGUCAAUUGCAUGAGAUGUUGGAUGAUCCUUCAACGGAUUCAAUAGUUUCAUGGAGCGAGAGCGGCAAGAGUUUCAUCGUUUGGAUGAUGAGAAGUUUUGCAGUGCUGUUCUUCUGAGAGAUGACUUUAAACGCUUGGGCUUUAGAAAAGUUGAAAAAUCUGAAAAAUUGGAAUAUGCAUGCGAUUAUUUUGUGAGACCUCAGCGUGAGCUUAAACCGCCUCCCCCUAUUUGUGGGUUAUCGCCGGGAACACUCAGACAGCAUGAGAUCUGCAAGGGUUUGGUGGAGACAGAUAGUGUUCUUUUAAGUAGCCUUUCUUGCUAUAGAGAAAAGGCUGCGAUUGUGAAUCAACGCCGCAAUGUCGUGUAUAAAGCAAUGCCAAGACGAAGAUCUUGCCUUGUCAUCCCACAAUUGUAUGAGAUGGUGGAUGAUCCUUCAACUGAUUCAAUUAUCUCGUGGAGUGGGAGCGGCGAGAGUUUCAUCGUUCGGAAUGAACCUGAGUUCCUUAGAGAUGUUCUUCCGACACACUUAGGCUUACGAUACAAAGAGAUGAUGACAUCCUUCACCCGCUGGCUUGAUGUCCUAGGCUAUAGGAAAGUUGAAGAAUCAGAUGAGCAAUGGGAAUAUGCAGGCGAUUGUUUUGUGAAAUGAGCAUUUGCAUCUUUUAACUCAUUCGUUGUUGAUCUUAAGAAAAUGAGCAUUGCGAUCUCUGUAAGUACACAAAAUGUUGCACAAGGAUAAAUUCGAAUUAACCCC